AUGUCGGAAUUGAAUGUUUUAAUUAAACGCAGAGGUGUAGUUAAAGCUCAAUUAACUCGAUUUGAAUCCUUUUUGAAGACUAUCGAGUCAGAAAAGGCAGGCCAAAUCCCGGCACGGUUAGAAAAAUGCAAAGAGUUGUGGAACGAGUUCGAAAAUUUGCAAAUACAAAUUGAAGAACUCGACAUCAAUCAUCCUGACUUGCAGGAACAAGAAAGAAUCGAGUUUCAGGAUGCGUAUUUUGAAUCAAUUGCUCUCGCGGAUACAAAGAUCUCGCAAUUCAUGAAGGGUUCACUUUGCUCAAGUGAAAAUUCAAUUGCGGAAAGAAAUGUCAAAUUGCCCACAAUGCAAAUUCCAGAGUUUCAAGGUUCUUACAAAAACUGGUUAGAAUUCUAUGAUAGUUUUAAUGCGUUGAUUCAUACAAACACUGGUUUAACGGACAUACAAAAAUUCUAUUAUCUAAAGAAUGCUCUUAAAGGCGAUGCGGCGGAAGUCAUUCGGUCUUUAGAAGUUUCGUCUGAAAACUAUAAAGCGGCCUGGUCAUUGCUUAAGACCAGAUUUGAGAAUAAAAAGAUGAUAGCGUUAAAUCACAUAGAAUCUCUCCAUAAAUUUCCGCCCAUAAUGAAGGAAUCAUAUGGUCAAAUCAGGAAAUUUUUAGACGAAAUCAGAAGGGAUUUAAGGGCUCUUAGGUCAUUGGGUCAACCGGUAGAUCAUUGGGAUACUUUACUGAUUUUUACUCUCGAAGCCAAACUAGAUCCUGUCACAAGGAGGGAAUGGCAAAAAUCGGGUAAGGUUAACAAAUUCGCGAGCAUGGAAGAAUUUUUGCAGUUCUUAGAAGAAAGGUGCGUUCUUCUUGAAACUAUCGAAUCAAAUAAAACAGGGUUAAAGAUCGACAAACCAAGGUUUGAAAGAACAUCGAAGGCGUUCGUGUCAUCAUUUAAGUCAUGUGCAAUUUGCAAGGAAAACCACCCUUUAUUCAUUUGUAAAAAAUUCUUGGGACUUUCAAUAAAUGAACGGCGAAAUGAAGUCAAACGUUCAAAUUGUUGUCGAAACUGUCUCCAGCAGGGACAUUGGGCGCAAGACUGUAAACGUAGCGGUUGCAGGUACUGCGGAAAUAAGCACAACACUUUGUUGCAUGCAAUUAGUCAACCGCAAAAAUCACAACAAAGGGAUGAUAUUCCGGCAAUGGGAGCUCCAGGGGGCUCGUCUCACAAUUAUCCAUGUGUCACGGAAGGGCAUCCCUCAAAUCGGAGUCUUGAGAAUACUGACGGUCAAGGAGUUCCGAAGGUCGUUAAUGUAGAGUCGGCACACAAUUUUGCGGUCAGACAAGGAUCAGACGUUCUAUUGUCAACGGCAAUCGUUUACAUUGCGGGUUCGGACGGAAAACUACAUCGAGGUAGGAUGCUUUUAGAUUCUGGAAGUCAGUCCAAUUUUGUCACGAGAGAAUUCGCUGAAAAACUGAACCUAUCACGCAUUCGGGUAAAUAUACCAGUCGUUGGUAUCGGAAACGUAAUGUCUCAUAUAAAAUAUUCGAUUAAUAUGUCAGUUCAUUCAAGGUUCAAGGACUUUAAAUUCAAUUCUACGUUUCUUGUUAUAGAAAAGAUAACUGACAGUAUUCCAACAAGAAAAAUCGACACAAGUCGACUCAACAUUCCAAAAAAUAUCAACUUGGCAGAUGAGUCUUUUGCAGAGCCCGAUAAAAUCGAUGGGAUAUUGGGUGUCUCUAUAUUUUGGGAUUUAAUCUGUGCGGGUCAAAUCAAUUUAGGUAGGGGGGAACCAUCGCUACAAAAAACGCGGUUGGGUUGGAUCAUAGCCGGACAAAUAAAUGGGAAGGUGUCGGAUUCAAGAAGGAAGAAGGUAGUUUGUAACCUUUCAACAAAUGUUGCUUUAGAGGAGCAAAUUCAAAAAUUUUGGGAACUCGAGGAAUUCGGUCAUGAAAAAAGGUUUUCUAAAGAGGAAGCUCAGUGUGAACAAGGAUUCAGGAAAAGCACAAAAAGAAAUCAAGAGGGAAGAUUUGUUGUUGAACUUCCCUUUAGAACAAAUAUUGACGAAUUGGGGGAGUCAUUCAAAAUGGCUCAUAGGCGGUUAAUGCAUAUGGAGCGAAAAUUAGAAAAAACUCCACAGAUUAAAGAACAAUAUCAUCAAUUUAUGCGUGAAUACAUCGAGAUGGGUCAUAUGUCUAAGGUCAAUGACACGGAAUUCGCGGAUACUCAUAAUCAUACUAAUUAUUUACCCCAUCAUGGGGUGUACAAGGAAGACUCCUUAACAACGAAGUGCAGAGUGGUAUUUGAUGGCUCUGCAGCAACAAGUACGGGAGUUUCCUUGAAUAACGUUCUCAUGGUUGGGCCUCAACUACAGGACACACUUUUUAGUAUCACAUUAAGAUUUCGCAAGCACAAUGUGGUUAUUACUGCGGAUAUCGAAAAAAUGUUUCGGCAAGUCCUAAUUAAGGAAGAACAUCGGGAUCUCCAGCGGAUUCUGUGGCGGUUUUCUGCAGAGCAAUCAGUUGAGACUUACAAACUCAACACGAUCACUUAUGGGACAGGGCCCGCAAGUUAUCUCGCUGUCAGAUGUUUACAGCAGUUGGCUCAUGAUUGUAACGAGCAAUAUCCAGAGGCUAGUCGCGUUAUCUUGAAGGAUUUUUAUAUGGAUGAUCUAUUGUCAGGUGCCCAAACAGUCGAACAGGCAAGGGUGCUUAAACAGGAAAUAGAUCAGGUUUUGCAAACAGCUGGGUUUAUUCUUCGCAAAUGGACAUCAAACAUGAAAGAGGUUUUUUCCGAUGAAGAGAAAAGGGGUAAGGAAAUUGAGCAUUACAUAGCAGAGGGUUCAUCGACUAAGACACUCGGUCUGUUGUGGAAUGCAGAAGAAGAUACUCUGCAUUACAAAAUUAAGUUUGACAAAACCCAGGCCAGGGUAACAAAAAGGACAAUUUUGGGGGUAAUAGCCCAGAUUUUUGACCCUUUAGGUCUUGUCGGUCCUGUUAUAAUGAAUGCUAAGAUAAUUAUGCAACAGCUCUGGAAAAGUAAGUUGGACUGGGACGAGUCACUUCCUCUUGACUUACACACUUCUUGGGUUCGUUUCAGUAAUAAUAUAUCUGAGUUAUCCAAGAUAAAGAUAUGUAGGCAUGUCAUUUGUGCGAAUCCUAAUGAGAUACAACUGCAUGCAUUCGCACAUGCGUCAAUGGUAGCCUAUGGGGCUGCUGCUUAUAUUCGUUCUACAGAUGCAGCAGGUGUGCAUCACGUACAUCUAUUAUGUGCUAAAUCAAAGGUGGCGCCUUUGAAGGUAGUUUCCCUACCUAGGCUGGAACUUUGUGCUGCUUUACUAGCGGCCAGAUUGGUAAGGGAAAUUAAAGAAUCUAUGGGUAUUCCUUUCAAUAAGAUUCAGUUUUGGUCAGAUUCUAAGGUAACAUUGGCAUGGAUUCACGGGGAAUCCAGCCGAUGGAAAACAUUCGUAGCGAAUCGAACAUCUGAAAUUCAGGAACUCACGGGUAAAAAUCAGUGGGCGCAUGUAAUCUCAGGCGACAAUCCGGCUGAUAUCAUUUCCAGGGGGAUAGAGCCAGGAAGGUUGGGAUCAUAUUCAUUAUGGUGGCACGGGCCAAGUUGGUUAAGUUUGGAUGAACAAAUGUGGCCGGAGAGGGAAGAAUUCAGUUGUGAUGAGGUUCCAGAGCAAAGGAUAGAGAUAAAAACAUUUUUUGUCGAAAUUUCAUUGAACAUUUUCGACCGAUUUUCAAGUUUCGUCAAAUUACAUCGGGUAUGGGCUUAUUGUUUGCGAUUCAUAAGGAAUUGCAGGCGUAAUGCUCCUAAAGUAACGGGAUCUCUUUCAGUAGAUGAAUUGGUAAAAUCUACAAAUGAUCUGAUAAAACUGGCGCAAGGGCAAACCUUCCAAAAUGAAAUUGAAGCUCUAAGAAAGGGUCAAGCCUUACACAAAUCUAGUAGGCUGAUAGCUUUGAAUCCUUUCCUAGAUAGCGAAAACAUAAUUCGGGUUGGUGGACGCUUACAGAGUGCAAAUAUCCCGUACGAUCAGAAACACCAAAUUGUGCUACCGAUAAAACACAAUUUGACAAAUCUUAUAAUAAGGCAUGAGCAUAAUAGGAAUAUGCAUCUGGGAGCACAAGCUCUUCUUUCAUUGAUGCGAUUGAAAUAUUGGGUAUUAUCAGGUCGCAGUACCGUCAGAAAGGUAGAGGCGUGCUUGAACUCACGACCUUUAACACCCCUCUCCGAUGAUCCUUUGGACCUGAAUGUGCUCACACCAGGUCAUUUUCUUAUUGGAUCACCACUUCUAUCAACACCGCAAGAAGACCUACGAUUCGAGAAUCCAAAUCGAAUCAAGAAGUACUACCACCUGAAACAAAUCGUACAGCAUUUCUGGACCAGGUGGUCCAAGGACUACUUAUCAACUCUUCAAGGUAGAACAAGGUGGCGAUCGAAUCAAGGAACUAGCAACAUGGAACCAGGGACAAUGGUAUUAUUAAAGGAGGACAACUCCCCUCCGCAAAAAUGGGACCUAGCCAGAAUCAUCGAAACGCAUCCUG
Messenger RNA from Harmonia axyridis, 4528 nucleotides. RefSeq lists its product as uncharacterized. NCBI's taxonomy places the organism in Eukaryota, Metazoa, Arthropoda, Insecta, Coleoptera, Coccinellidae. The record is from RefSeq and is a predicted model, not a curated record. The transcript is spliced from 2 exons. The annotation marks the transcript as partial. Gene Ontology annotation, molecular function: nucleic acid binding; zinc ion binding.